Seminavis robusta is the source of this 2709-nucleotide messenger RNA. The record is from the annotation of a GenBank genome assembly. Lineage: Eukaryota; Bacillariophyta; Bacillariophyceae; Naviculales; Naviculaceae.
AUGUCGGAUAUCUACGGUGAUUUCGACGACAGCGACGAUCUCGAGGGCGGCGACGAGGAGUUCGGAGGCCUCGGUUCCAUUCUUUCUUGGGACGACGAAGAAGAUCAUGUGGCCAGGACAUCGGAUGCGGAUGUCAAUGCGGCGCUCGCCGGGAAAACGGGGGGUGCCGCUCUUCCUCCUGGGAUGGUGAGCUUUUCUUUGAGCAAGGACGGCAAUGGCCAGUUGUAUCUGCCUCAGCUUGGAGGGAAUGGGGCUCAAGCCAUGCAAAAUCAACAGCAACCACAAGUCAUUGCUGCGGCCCCGGCGGUUCAACAAGGUUUGACUCAGGCUAAUUUUGCUAUUUUCCAGCAAAAUGGAGCCACAAUAUUGCAGCCCGCGAACGGGAAGCAACCGCAACAGCAGCAACAAGCUCUGUCCAUCCAGCCCGCGCCAGGAACAAUUGCUGGAAUGGUCUUGCAGCAAGUUGGCCAGUCGCAACAAGUUCAUCAGGUUCAGCAACAGCAAAUACAGCCUCAACAGCAGCAAGUGCAAAUACAACCCCAGCAGGUACAACAACAAGUUCAGCAAGUUCAGCAGCCGCAGCAAAUCCAAGUACAGCAGGUACAACAGGUUCAGCAGCAACAAGUUCAGCAAGUGCAGGCGCAACAAGUUCAGGCGCAGGUACAACAGUUGCAACAAGCUGCUGCUCAGCAAUUUCAAAUAACUGGAGACGCCAAUGCGUUCCUUCGACAGCUGCAAGUGGCCCAAAUCCAGCAGCAGUUCAACGCCCUACAGCAACAAGGUGCGUUGGCCCAGGCUCCAAUGGGCACGCCCCAGCAGCAGGCUCAACAACAGGCCGCGCUCCAGCAGCAGCUCCAACAGCUUCAGCGUGGUCAAGUUCCCUUGGUAGCUGUUCCCGCCCAGCAGCAGCAGCAACAGCCUCCUCAAGCACCUCCUCCCGCUCAACCAGCGGCACCACCGCCGGCAGCGGUUCCGGUCGUUCAGCAACAACGUGCGGCGGCGAAGCCUCCCCCGAAACCGCCGGCCACCAAGACUAGGACCACGACGUCCCGAAAAAGGUCUCCUGCGACGGCUUUGGGAGUCGUGUCUGCAAGCGAUACGGAUGGCGAGCUUUCGAGGGUCUCGAAGAAGUCAGCAGCGGAACUUACCUCCAAUUCCAAGAAGAGGAAGCCCCCGGAACCGAUCGAUACUUCCAACAUGACCCCAGCGCAGAAGGCCAAGGCGAACCGUGACCGAAAUCGAGAGCAUGCAAGAAAUACGCGUCUUCGAAAGAAGGCAUACCUCGAGAAGCUCAAGUCGACGGUGGAUGAAUUAUGCAAGGAGCGAGAUACGCUGGUAUCGGAACGAGCGGGUGCGGCGAAUUUGCUUGUGGAAAUGCACAACACGAGGACCGAAGUACUCAUGUCGUUCUUUGCACUGAGAUCCACCAACGAGAAGCGAAGGAAGCUUUGGGCGAGCAUUCUGGACGAGAGUUGUUUUGCGUGCGUGAUGCCCGUCACACCGUAUCGAUCAUUUCCUGCGAGCGAAGUCCAGGUAUCCAAGUGUCAGAGAACUGUCCUUGGAAUUGAUGGAAUGAUGGCAGAUACGGCGUCGCUCCAUGUCCUUUUGAGUUCGCUUGUUGACAGAUCCAAGUAUCCUCAUGGCAAGAUUGAAUUCUGUUACACGCUCGUUACUGAAGAGGCUGUGGUUGCGGGGAAUCAGAUGAUGGCACGGUGGGUGAUGUCUACUUUGAAUGCCACACAGUAUGGCGCCCGAAUGGAAGUCGCGAAGCAAGGAAUGCUUUGUUGCAAAUUCAACAGUGCGCAUCGAAUCACCGGCCUGGAGCUCAUGUUCGAUGUCAUGGCACUGAUGCUGCAGCUAAAGCAAGCCGCUGGAUCGGAGAGCUUCUCGGUCAUCCCGAAUACGGUUCAGACUUGCCAACGAUCGUUUGACAAGCCCAUGGUGAUGACGCUAGCGGACGGGCCGUACACGAUUGUACAAGUCAACCAGCUGUGGGAGAACAUGACUGGCUACAAGGCGGAAGAAAUCGUUGGGAAGACAUCUUGUAGCGUACUCCAAGGACCUCUCACAGACAAGGCUGCUCUAAACGAGUUGAUGUCGGAAGUACGUUUCAAGAGAGCAGCUUCUGUGAUGCUCGUGAACUACACGAAGUCCGGAGAAAAGUUUCGCAAUUACGUUGUGGUCUUUCCUCUGAGCACGGACUCGCGGAUAACACACUACUUGGCACUCACUUCCUUUGUGGAACGAGUGACCGAGAACUCUGUGGCUGUGGCUGCCCCAACUGCGCCCGCCGCUACAAUCUCACAGCAGCAACCUGCUGCGACGACGACCGGAUUCAAUGCCAACACGGCGGCAUCCGCCGGUCAAAUGCACCAGAUGCUGCAGAACCAAGCCCAGUCCAUACAAGGCAAUGCGGCUGUAGCGCAGCAACAGCAGCAACUGGCCACUGCUGCACAACAACAGCAAGUGGCUUUGGCCAAUGCCACGGUACAGCAGCAGCAAGCGGCAUUGGCCAAUGCCGCUUCGGCCGCUCUCUUGGCGCAAUCUAACAUGCUUGUUGCCACCUCUGGGGUGGUGCAAGGGCAGAUGCUCCCACCACCCGUCAACACGACAAGUGCCCUGGUCCAACAGCAACAAGCUUUUCCUGUACAAAAUGUGACGCCACUAUCGGGUGACGUUGUGGGCACCUCCCAACUUGCACAGGUUUGA